UGUAUACUAAACCCAAAAGCAUCCUCCUUUCCACCAAAAAGUAAAACCACUAGAAUAGAUUGAUGGACAGACUGACCUGGUCUUUUUUUUUCUUGAUCAACUUUCUCUUCUUUACAACACAUACACAAAAUAACCGAAAGAAGUUUAUUGCAAGAUGUUCACAUUGAUGUUACAAAGAGAUCAAAAACAUGGCUCACAAAGCUAAUUUAGUGAUUAUUGGAGUGUGUGUUGGUGUGGCUGUUGGCAUUUUUCUAGCAUCACUUGCAUUUUUUGGCAUUCGAUGGUACAGAAGACGCGCUCAUCUCCGAAAGUGUGCAAAUGACCAUGGACUUGACCAUGGUGCACAGACUCUUCCUAUACGCCAAAAUGGCGUGGAUACAAGUAGCAUAUUAAGUGAAUCUUACUCCAACUCUGUCACCGUUAAAGUAUCAACUUAUCCUGUAAAAACUCCCCCGCUCUCUAAAUGGAACAAAAACAUCAAAGAACCAUUAGCUACAGCAUCUGGCUUACCAAGAUACUCUUACAAGGACAUACAAAAAGCUACAAAAAAUUUUACAACCAUUUUGGGACAAGGUUCUUUUGGUCCAGUAUAUAAAGCUACAAUGCCUGCUGGCGAAGUUGUUGCUGUGAAGGCUCUUGCUUCUGAUUCCAAACAAGGGGAGAAGGAAUUUCAAACCGAGGUAUCUCUUCUGGGAAGGUUACACCAUAGGAACUUAGUGAAUCUUGUCGGGUAUUGCGUGGAUAAAGGACAACGCAUGUUAAUAUAUGAAUACAUGAGCAACGGAAGCUUGGCAAGUUUUAUAUAUAAACCAGAUUUAGGUACAGAAAAGCACGCCUUAGAUUGGCAAGAAAGGCUUCAAAUCGCACUUGAUAUCUCACAUGGAAUAGAGUAUCUUCAUGAUGGGGCUGUUCCACCCGUCAUACAUCGAGACUUGAAGUCUGCAAAUAUAUUGCUUGACCACUUAAUGAGAGCCAAGGUAGCUGAUUUUGGUCUGUCAAAAGAAGAGGUGUAUGAUGGCCGAAACUCAAGUCUUAAAGGUACAUACGGGUACAUUGAUCCUAUGUAUAUAUCCACAAACCAGUUCACAAUGAAGAGCGACAUCUACAGUUUCGGGAUCAUCCUAUUUGAACUCAUAACAGCCAUCCACCCACAACAAAAUCUCAUGGAAUAUGUCAAUCUAGCAGCAAUGAGUUCAGAUGGGAUUGAUGAAAUACUGGACAAGGAGCUUGUGGGUGAGUGUGAUCCUGAAGAUGUGAGAAGCUUAGCACAAAUAGCGCACAGAUGCUUGCACAAAACACCAAGAAAACGGCCUUCAAUUGGGGAAGUUACACUAGCUAUAAUGAGGAUAAAACAAAGACGACUAGUUAGGGAAGAUAGUACAAUGUUUACAGGUGAAGAUUUCUCGGGGGUCAUUGGGUGCAUUGAAUUGCAGCAAAAUCAGUUAAAGAAGAUGACCAGCAUAGCUGAAUCCUGAAAGAUUCAAACCUGUUAUUGUAACAGUAAUUUUUGAUUGAAAAGACUGUAUACUUGCAUAGAAAAAUAAAUAGAUUUGCCUUCUUCUCUA
Molecule: messenger RNA, 1565 nt
Organism: Erigeron canadensis
Lineage: Eukaryota; Viridiplantae; Streptophyta; Magnoliopsida; Asterales; Asteraceae
Product: calcium/calmodulin-regulated receptor-like kinase 2
Exons: 8
Coding region: 189-1475 (428 amino acids)
Biological process (GO): protein phosphorylation
Molecular function (GO): ATP binding; protein kinase activity
Source: RefSeq, a predicted model, not a curated record